AUGAACGAACGAAAUUUUCGGGCUGCGAAUGUAUUAUUUUAUAAUAUUCCGGAAUGUACGUCUAGUAAUAUUGAAGAAAGAGUACUUUACGAUAAGGAAGAAAUAUCUAAAAUUAUCAAAGAUACAUCGUCCGAUAACAAAACACCGAUUAAAGUUAUUCGUCUCGGGAAGUCUUAUCAACCCAAUAAACAUCGUCCAAUUAAAGCAAUUUUCUCUUCAGCUGGUGAUGCUUUCGAUAUAUUGAAAAAUAAGAAACAUAUUUUAUCUCGCCUCCCUCCUAAUUCUUCAAAUAUUGGUAUAAGUUCAGAUAGAACUCUAUUUCAACGUGAACAAAUGAAGAAAUUACGGGAUCAAUUAGCCGCACGCCAAUCCAGUGGUGAACAAAAUCUCACAAUCAAAUUUACUAAAGGUACACCGGGUAUUGUUGUUAUUGAUAAAAUUGUAAAAAAUUCUCAAAAUUUUUAA
Macrosiphum euphorbiae (potato aphid) is the source of this 465-nucleotide messenger RNA. NCBI's taxonomy places the organism in Eukaryota, Metazoa, Arthropoda, Insecta, Hemiptera, Aphididae. The record is from the annotation of a GenBank genome assembly.